Messenger RNA from Hibiscus syriacus, 1089 nucleotides. Its product is annotated as galactose mutarotase-like. Lineage: Eukaryota; Viridiplantae; Streptophyta; Magnoliopsida; Malvales; Malvaceae. Gene Ontology annotation, biological process: beta-D-galactose catabolic process via UDP-galactose, Leloir pathway; glucose metabolic process. The transcript has 4 exons. Bases 1 to 1089 code for a protein of 362 amino acids. Gene Ontology annotation, molecular function: carbohydrate binding; aldose 1-epimerase activity. The record is from RefSeq and is a predicted model, not a curated record.
AUGGGAACAUGUCUGUUAACUUCACCAACUGGGGUGCCACCAUUAUGUCACUUGUUGUCCCAGACAGACAUGGUCGGUUCCUUUCGUCUGGUUUGGUUUUGGGUUUUCUUGUCUGGGUUGGAUUUUUCUUUCAUUUUCUUUCUUCCUGCAAAUUUUCCAGGGAAACGAGGUGAUAUUGUUCUUGGAUAUGAUACUGUCAAGGAUUAUAAGAACGCUACGACAUACUUCGGAUCCAUAGUCGGACGGGUCGCGAAUCGGAUCGGAGGUGCAAGUUUUUCUUUGGGUGGAGCUCAAUAUAAACUGCCCAAAAAUGAUGGGAACAGCACACUUCAUGGUGGUCCUAAGGGAUUCUCUGAUGUUAUCUGGAAAGUGAGGAAGAUCAAGAAUGAUUCUGAUGAACCCUUCAUUAUCUUCGGUUAUGAUAGCAAAGAUGGCGAAAAUGGAUUUCCGGGUGAAAUUAGAGUCACCGUCGAGUACCGUCUCCGAUCGGAUAACCGAUUGAGAGUGAUGAUGAAAGCCAGGGCAUUAAAACAGGCCACCCCUGUGAAUCUAGCACAGCAUACCUAUUGGAACCUCGGUAACCAUGACAGUGGUGACAUCCUGUCCGAACAAGUCCAGAUUUUCGCCUCCCAUUUCACGCCCGUCGACGAAAACCUUAUCCCGACGGGCAUUAUUUCGACGGUACGAGGAACUCCGUACGAUUUCCUCAGACCAGAGACGAUCGGAAGCCGGAUCGAGGAGCUCCGGAAAGGGUACGACGUAAACUACGUCAUCGACGGACCGAACGAUCCCCGGAAGCUGAAGAAAACGGCAAUGGUGAAGGAUAGGAAAACCGGGAGGAUCAUGAAACUGUAUACGAAUCAACCUGCUGUGCAAUUCUAUACGGGGAACAAGCUGAAGAAAGAGAAGGGAAAAAGAGGAUUUCUUUAUAAAACUCAUGCGGGGCUGUGCCUUGAGACUCAAGGCUUCCCUGAUGCAGUGAAUCGCCAGAAUUUCCCUUCACAAAUUAUUUCACCAGGGAAGCCUUACAAGCACAAAAUGCUCUUCAAGUUCUUAACCGCAAAGGAGAAAAAAUCUAAUAAGUCGUAA